AUGUCAUGGCAACGGAACUUUAAGGAAAAAUGGCAUUUAACAGGCUUCCUUGUCAUUGGUUUACUGACGGAUGUGGCAUUAGGAGAAGGAAAACUUUCGAUCAGUUUGUUGAAUUAUAAUAAUGAUUGGGCCACGGACUUUAAUGGACAUUGCUGUGAUGGUUUCAGCCUUGGUGGAACGGGAUGUUUUCAGGGGUUGUGUGACCACCGGAUAACCAUAUGCGUGUCAGAUCCCCAUAGUCCGGCGUAUUUCUGUGAUAUUGGUACAAGAUACAUUAUUGCCCCAGCAGACGAAAAUGUAAACACAUUUACAUCAGCAGAUACACAGCAGUUCUCUCUCAAAACAUGGCCAAGCGGAGGAUCGGUUCAAGUUGUAGUGACUGUAGAAGAUGUGGACAAAAAUGUUACCACUGGAGAGCUGACUUAUCAACAGGUGGAUACUCUACAAACGACUCUCAGUGUCGGAACACCAGACUUCAAUGCUUCACUAACCGUGCCUACAGAAUUAAACUUGACUGGUACAAGAAAUACUCAUGAACCUCCAACAAGGUUGGCUUUGAGUUACUCUGUGGCUUAUGAGACUUACGACAGUUACUACAUGCCGAUUGGUCAUAACAAAUCCUGUAGAGGUGUCAACGAAUGCGGAAACCACUACAUGUGUACGACUGAUAAACAUACCGCAUGUCUGUUUGGAUGGGAGGGUCCAAAUUGUAACACACCCACUCCAGGGGGACGGGCUGACUGUAGUGUUGACACAGACCUUGAUGUGUUUAUACCUGGAGAGUGGAGAGGAGAGUACCGUUGCCCGUCAGACUGUGGUUUAAACACCACGGUGACACUGAAAGUGACCCAGUCUGCGUCCAAUGAGAUAUCCGGCGACUUGUUCAUACAUCAGCAGAGAAUUCCAGUGACUGGUUCAUACGCGUCGUUCACUAAAUACCUCACACUACAGAAUAAGCAGCCUAUGGUGACCCAUGUAGGCGGACAGGAGUUCUACCAGCUAGAACUUAACGGAAAACUAACAUCCUCGUUGAAUAUGAUGGGAGCUUUCAUGUUUGUAUCAAACCAACAAAAAGCAUCGUGUCAUGGUUUUGAUAGUAACUUGAAAGAAACAUGUGUCAUGGACCUUAGAAGAACAACCGCGUAUUUCGAUGGUUGCAAUGGUCACGGAACAUGUUGGAGAUAUGGUCCACAUAGGAAUGACUACAUGUGCUGUUGUGAAAAAGACUAUGCUGGAGACAGGUGUGAAACCCACCUUACCACUACCACAACCACGACGACAACAACCACCACUACUACCACAACCACAACAACGCCAACACCAACAACAACCAAGCCAUCGACCUCAACUACAACUUCCACCACUACUACACCAUCAACAACAACAAGUACAACAACCCCAUCCACGACAUCUACCACGUCAACUGCUGCACCAACAAGUUCCAGUACUGUAAAGGCAACACCCUCUACUGAACCAUCAACCAAAAGAACUUCAACUACCAGUAGACCAUCUACUUCUACCAAGGCAUCUACAGUAGCUUUAACCACAUCUUCAACGACUGUUUCGACAUCAACUGCUGCUGCUACUUAUUCAACGAGUACAGUGGCAUCAACAAGUAAACCAACAUCAACCCUAAGAUCCACAGCAGUUGCUUCAACUUUACCAACCACAAGUUCAACAGCUUCCACAUCAACAUCCACACAGGCAUCUACAAGCACAUCUACCAGUACAUCUACAAGUACAUCUACGUCAACUUCAACUUCAACGAGUACUUCUACUACUACACCAUCAACCACAACUUCGACAACUCGGCCCACCACACAGUCAACCACCAAACUGACAACACCGACUACAGUCACAACUUCAUCAACAACAUCAAGUACAGUAACUACACCGACAACCACCAGAACAACAAAGACAUCAGCCACUACCCCAGCAACAGUUGCCAUGACAACGAGCACUCAAAUGUCGACGGUAUCUUGCACUCCAGCUCAUAACUGUAGCGUGCACUAUGCCUGUGGACCCCAGGGUCAGAAGAUUUGUGCCCCAGGAUGGACAGGGGCGCAGUGUGACCAACAAAUUCACAACGGAGCGGCUGACUGUGAUGUGUAUGACUUGGAUGUAUUUUUACCGAGUGAAUGGAGCGGCAACUACACAUGUGACGAUGACAAUACUGAAAUCCGAUUCGUUAUCAACAUCACAAAAUCUUCCUCAACUAUCGGUCUACAGGGCGACAUGUAUAUCGGUCAGGAACAACUAGAUAUGGUUGGAUCGUUCGCAUCUUAUUUCCGAAUAUUUGCCCUCCAGAGCAAUGACGUAAUUAGCAGUCAGAUUUCAAAUCGUAACUUCACAAAGGUGGAGUUAAAUGGCAAAGUCCAGAGCUCUGUGUUUAUUGAUGGAGCGAUUAUAUUUCUGGAAGCUUCAGGCAAAAAGACAUGCCCGAUGGAAUUGAGAAGACAAGCUGUAUUUACAGCAAUAAACUGGUGUAACGGCCAUGGCAGCUGCCAGAGAUAUGGACCCACGAAAGAGGCAUUCAUGUGUUGCUGUGAUCAGAAAUACACAGGUGAUCAUUGUGAGACAGAAAUAACGACAUCUACAAGUACGACUACCACAACAACGACUACACAGCCAACAACGACCAUUACCCCAUGUAGUCCGAUGGAUAACUGCACCUCGCACUAUACGUGUGGACCACAGGGACAAAAGAUCUGCAGGGCAGGAUGGACAGGGGCAAACUGUGAUAGUCUUAUAGCAGAUGGACCUGCAGACUGUGAUAUCUUUGAUCAGGAAGAAUUUAUUCCUAGUGAAUGGGAUGGGAAUUACACCUGUGAAGAUGACAGGAAGCUUGUUGUAUUCCGAAUGAACAUCACCAGAUCUACCAGCAGCAUUGGGACAGUCGGCGAUCUUCUGAUCGACAGUUCAGUGAUAGCUGUAUCUGGCUCAUUUGCAUCUUUCUUCAAGACGUUUACGUUGCAGGGUCAGGAUUGGGUGGCACAAGAUAUUUUCAGCCGUAAUUUUACCAACGUGGAGUUGAAUGGAAGGUUGAUGACGUCAAUAUAUAUAACAGGGAAAAUUAUUUUUUCACAGGGAAGUGGUACCUACACAUGUGAUAUGGAGCUUAGAAGAAAAGCAGUAUACAUGGAUUGGUGCAGCUCCCAUGGGACAUGUUUCAGAAAUGGUAAAAAACGGGAUCAGUUCACUUGUUGCUGUGAUGCAGGUUACACUGGCCAAACAUGUAAUUCAAAAGUAAUUGCACGACGAUCUACGCAUCUUACCACCCAGACAACACAAAGACCAACGAUUCCUACAACUACACUGGCACCAAAGCCAUGUGUAUCUAACGUUAAUAACUGUUCUAUGCAUUAUGAGUGUAAUGCUCACAGGGAGAGAAUCUGCAUUGAUGGUUACACCGGGAGGGACUGCGAUCAGAUAAUACCUGGUGGCGUGGCUGAUUGCGAUGCUUUUGACUGUACGUAUUUCAUGUGA
Messenger RNA from Mercenaria mercenaria, 3486 nucleotides. RefSeq lists its product as uncharacterized. The record is from RefSeq and is a predicted model, not a curated record. Bases 1 to 3486 code for a protein of 1161 amino acids. NCBI's taxonomy places the organism in Eukaryota, Metazoa, Mollusca, Bivalvia, Venerida, Veneridae. Gene Ontology annotation, molecular function: Notch binding. Gene Ontology annotation, biological process: Notch signaling pathway; cell communication. The transcript is spliced from 16 exons. Gene Ontology annotation, cellular component: membrane.